AUGGUGCAACAAGAUGAGCAUUUCUGCCUGGAAUGCCUGAAGAGGUCACCCAUCGACUGGAUGGGAGAUAAACCCCUUCAAAUUAAAUGCCAGCCAAUUCCAGCAAACAUUGAAGGCUCUCGAUACGAGUAUCUUGCCCUUGUGUGGAUGACCCAUGUCGAGUUUGAAAAUGCGUUACAACCUCAGGAGCCGAUACUCCCGCAAGAGCAUCACCAAGCCUUGACCCAAAUUGUCCGCAACCUGACCUCAAACUUCGUAGCAGCUAUUGAGACCUACCAGCAGCAGGAAGUGCGGAAAGAGACCUGCAUUGUCAACGUCUGCGAGAAUCUCAAACCCCGAACAGCUAGGAAGAAUUUCUAUCAACAGGCACAGAAUCUGUACGCCGAGGCGAUCAAAUUCCCGCGACUACGACCCGAGAACGCUGGAUGGGAGAUAUGGGAAACUGCUAUCUGCCAGUUCAAUGAGGAAAUGAUGGUGUGGACUGAGAGGUUCGAUCAGUCACAGAAUGACUUUGUAGUACGAACCAAGCUGCAGGAGUGGCUGGAAUGCUUUCCUUUGCCACUUAAGCCGUCGUGGGUAGAAGAGCUUGUUGCUGCCCAUCCUUUGUGGAACCUGGGUGAUUGGAGCCUUGAUUGUAAGGGAUUUCUGUGCUGGAAAAAAGAGAAGACUUCCUGA
Messenger RNA from Penicillium diatomitis, 675 nucleotides. RefSeq lists its product as uncharacterized. The record is from RefSeq and is a predicted model, not a curated record. The transcript has a single exon. Bases 1 to 675 code for a protein of 224 amino acids. Lineage: Eukaryota; Fungi; Ascomycota; Eurotiomycetes; Eurotiales; Aspergillaceae.